AUGGGAUCUUACUACUCCACGACCUUUCACGAAAUUCUUACCAAAGCUGACCCCAACAGCGGGAGCAGCGACGGCGCCAGUAGCACCCACCCGCACUUCGAGCCUAAUAGCCACCGCAACUUCGACUUUGAUGCCACCAUGCCCCCUACUCUCUUCCCACUGGCCAAAACCCGAGAUUUCCGCGAAGCCUGUACGAUGACGGACCUCGCCCCAGAUUUCUCAAAAGAAAGCGACAUCCCUUCGUCUCUAGAACCCAUCGCCCCCGCCCUCGUCCGUCGUCCCCACAGACAACUCACCCCCGACCGUCUCCACGAUUUCGCCACGAACCCACUACAGCUCAUCGACAAAGCCUUCCUCCUCAUCGUCCCUGAUCUAGGCAGCACCCUAGGAAAACUCGUGUUAUGUAAAUUUUUUGGGGAUAAGAAGGCGAACGAGAUGGGUUUGGAUAGGACGAUGGAAGUAUUAGAAGGUGGGUACGAGAUUGAUCCUCCACCUGCUGAUCCUAGUGCUGGACCUCAGGGGGUGGGGUUAGCGGGGAGGGUGUUUGGCGCGUUACGAUCGUUUACAGGGUUUUAG
This is a messenger RNA of Suillus plorans, 576 nucleotides long. RefSeq lists its product as uncharacterized. Lineage: Eukaryota; Fungi; Basidiomycota; Agaricomycetes; Boletales; Suillaceae. The record is from RefSeq and is a predicted model, not a curated record. The coding region runs from base 1 to 576 and encodes 191 amino acids. The transcript is spliced from 2 exons.